AAUAGUGAAAUUAGAAUAUGCACUUGUCAAAUUGGCACAACUGGUGUGCCUUGCAAGCACCAAGGCACUGUUGCGAUGAAGUUUCACAUUAAAAUAUUAAAUUUUUUACCAUCUUUAAGUCCUGAUAACUAUAUA
Molecule: messenger RNA, 135 nt
Organism: Racocetra persica
Lineage: Eukaryota; Fungi; Glomeromycota; Glomeromycetes; Diversisporales; Gigasporaceae
Source: the annotation of a GenBank genome assembly